UUCAGAGAUUCAUCAAAUCCCCUCCUUAUCUUCUUCUUUCUUCUUCUCUCUUUCAUUCAUUAUCAACCAUUAGCUCACCAACCAACUUGUUGCAUCUCCAUUUCUGUAGGCAUUUCUCAUAGCCUUUCCUCAAAACCUAAUCUUCUGUUUAGCUACUCUAAGAAGUGCCAGACAAGCAAAACAAACAUCCUCUGUUUUAAUCAUUCUGUUUCUGAUUCUGAUUACUUCCCCUAGUAUCAAUCAAAAACCUCUGUUUUUUUUUAUAUUUGCUAUAUUUGAAGAUGAAGAUACAGUGUGAUGUGUGUGAGAAAGCUCCGGCGACGGUGAUAUGUUGCGCCGACGAAGCUGCUCUCUGCCCUAAAUGCGACAUCGAGAUUCACGCUGCUAACAAACUCGCUAGCAAGCAUCAACGCCUUCAUCUCAACUCUCUCUCUACCAAAUUCCCUCGUUGCGAUAUCUGCCAAGAGAAGGCAGCUUUCAUUUUCUGUGUAGAGGAUAGAGCUCUGCUUUGCAGGGAUUGCGAUGAGUCCAUCCACGUUGCUAAUUCUCGAUCUGCUAAUCACCAGAGGUUCUUAGCCACUGGGAUCAAAGUAGCUCUCACCUCAACUAGCUGCACUAAAGAGUUGGAGAAGAAUCAAUCUGAGCCUUCCAACAACCAACAGAAAGCUAAUCAGGUUCCUGCUAAAACCCCAAGCCAGCAGCAGCAACAAACUUCUUCUGCUACUCAGCUUCCGUGGGCUGUUGACGAUUUCUUCCACUUCUCUGAUAUUGAAUCCACUGAUAAGAAAGGACAGCUUGAUCUUGGGGCCGGGGAGUUAGACUGGUUUUCAGAUAUGGGAUUCUUUGGUGAUCAGAUUAAUCAGGAGGCUCUUCCUGCAGCUGAAGUUCCUGAGCUUUCUGUUUCGCAUUUAGGUCAUGUUCAUUCAUACAAACCCAUGAAGUCUAGUGUUCCCAACAAGAAGCCGAGGUUUGAGAUCAGAGAUGAUGAUGAUGAUGAUGAGGAGCACUUCAUUGUUCCUGAUCUUGGCUAAAGAGCUAUUAUAUGUAAAACUAUGUGUAGACAUUCUUCAAUGUAUAAGAAGAAACAAAAACAAGAAACCUAUCUGCAACUAAAACAAGAAACCUAUCUGCAUAAGAAUGAUGUAUCAAUGUAUGGAGUUAAUGUCAUACCUAUAGUUUUGUCUUUUAAGUCGUGUAAGAUAUGUUGAGAGAGCUUAUCA
Camelina sativa (false flax) is the source of this 1220-nucleotide messenger RNA. Its product is annotated as B-box zinc finger protein 24. Gene Ontology annotation, cellular component: nucleus. Gene Ontology annotation, molecular function: zinc ion binding. Lineage: Eukaryota; Viridiplantae; Streptophyta; Magnoliopsida; Brassicales; Brassicaceae. Gene Ontology annotation, biological process: photomorphogenesis; regulation of DNA-templated transcription. The record is from RefSeq and is a predicted model, not a curated record.